GGGGGGGGGGGGGGCUAUUAGAUCCGGGACAUAUCAAUAGAUGCUGAGUUGAAAUGCGGAUCACGUCUCUCCAGUCCCCCUUCAAAAUAUUGGCCCUUCUCGUCUCCAUCAGGGCCAUCACUUAUCCAAGUCAUCCGCAAGUUAUCUACUAUGUUGCUCUCACCGAGGACCCUACUGCUCUGGCUGAGUGCCAUGUUCGUUGUUCUUACCGAACAGAGUGGAGGGACUCAGGUCAUCACCUUGCAAAUGACCAUGACCACCCAUGGUACCCACACUCAGUAUAUCACAUCAACCGUCGUCCAGACCUGCACCAACACCCAAGGUCGCCCCUCUACAAUCCUGUCCAGCCAAACCCAAGGCCAUGGCUCGACUGUCAACGAAACUUCCCCUGCUGGACGUGGAACUGAGACACAACGAACAGGGCCCACUGCGUCUGGGUUACACAGCACCGAACGCGGAACGGAGACCUCGGGGAAGACGUCAACUACGAAGUCAGUGGUAGGGGCAUCCACCACUUUGCCGAACACUGCCAGCACCGCAGACACUGUAUCUGGGAACGACGGUACGGCAACAGAUACCAGCACAGUAGUCGGAGGAGUAAGUAAGACGGUAUCAUUUCCAAUUGACUCUUCUUCUACGACUGUCACUACCCGAGGAGAGACGUCCAACUUGCUUCCCCCGGCUUCAACGACGUCUUCUGGAGGCGCGACAUCCAUUCCCACGUCUGGGGCCCAGCGUACCGCCGUCCCAUCGGGAAAUCCCUCGUCCGACAGCAGUCGGACUGUCCAGUUCUCAUCUACGCUUAGCUCGACAACAUCUGUCACAUCGGAAGAUAGUUCAGCACCGGCGCCGAGCUCCAGUGAGGCUGCCGGCGGGGACAGCUCCACAAUCCCCUCAACUGUACCCUCGUUGACGACUCUGGCCACCAAUGGGCAAACCUUGACCGUACCAGCUUCCCCCCGAAGCUCUGCUACGACGGACGCAAACAGCUUGUCUGUCAUAUCCAGUUCAGGAAUUAUUAUUAUUGGAACGGACACCUUCAGUGUGCCACUUGGCCCCGACCCAGUGACUCUGACUACGGACGGGCACACGUUCACCUUUCCGCCCGCACCAACUACCUCACUAUCGUCCCCGUUGGCACCAGCGACCUCACUGUCGUUCCCGUCGGCGCCCCCAACCUCACUGUCCUUUCCUUCAGCACCUUCAGCACCUUCAACCUCACUAUCUUUCCCUUCGGCAUCAUCGAUUUCACUCUCAUUUCCGACCGCUCCUCCUCCUGUCCCGACCGACACGACACAAUCGUCUUCAUCAACUACAGGGGGAGCGGCUUUGGUGACAUACACAACUUGGCCGCCAGAUGCUGUCAUCAUACCCGUCACAACAUCAGUCUCUAACCCGAAGAAAGAGGGUGGCAGGAGUGUUACUCCGUGCAAGCUGUGGUUCUUCUGGAUUUGCAUCCUGACAGACGACAUCAAGAUCGGCGGUUGGGAAUGGUCCUUGCCCCCGGGCGUCUACCCACCGGGACCGAUACCACUGCCGGUCAUCAAGCUUCCGCCGGGGGUUGAGAUCCACGGGUCUCUCCCACCGUGGCCGAGGAUCACUGUCGGCAACGACGGCAUCCCUACAUACUCGUCCGAGCCGGAUCAGUGCGUAACCAAGACAGCAUCACUUUGUGUAACGACCACCUCAAUAGGGGCGUCAACAACACAAGUCGCCUCGGCCUGCGAACCGAUCCGAGGCUGCGACGUGGAGGAUUCAGCCACGACAACGGCAACAUCGUCUGGCUGCUCUACCUCCACAGUUACGGAUUUCAUCGUGUCGUGCAACUCAGGCUCGUCCACCUGCACGACAAUCAGCUCAGUCGUUACAUCAGGCUGCAGCGCCACUCCGACCACAAGCACAACAAUCGGUGCCUGCCCUGUCGUGCCCACCAAGUUCGUCGAAAUCAGAGAGGUCACCUCGGAACCGACCGAGUCCCCGAGUGCCGCCCCGACCGCCCCGACCGCGCCGGAGUCAUCAGCCCCGCCGACUGCGCCGCCGACGACUGCGCCACCGAUGCCGACCCUCAGCCCGACCUCCGUGUCAGGCAGCGAGUGCGCCUCCAGCACGACCGAGGUGCAAUGCGUAGGCGCCGGAGGGGGCUGCCUAACGCAGACUAAAUGCACCACAUGGACGGCAACCCCUGCGCCCCUAGCCGUGAACAAGAAAUUCUGUUACCCCGAGUCCCGGUGGCCGGGCCACCUUCCCAUAAGCGACGAGCAGCAGCAGCGGUACAGCGACGAGGCGUGCGACUGGUUCGACGGCGUGACGCUGAGAGAGGGGACGGCCGGCGUCAAGUCGUAUACCAAUCGCACGGCGGAUGGGCCGCCGUACUGGUUCAUGGUCGGCUGGCUCGAGGGGUGUACCUUGGAGGGUGGUUUCACGGAUCAGACGUUGGAUCAGCCGAUCCCUAGCCUGAGUGAGGUGACUUGCCGGUCGAUCAUGCGGGAUGACUACAAGGGCUGUAAUAAUGGCGGUGUUGGUGGGUACACAGUGGCUGGAUGCAUAUUCUACGUGUUUAAUAUUUGUGAUUACUUUACGGAUUUUGAUUGCACCGGGUUAUCAUAGUUGCGGCUCGGGCAAGCGGAGGCAAGCAAAUACAAGGGGUUUCCAAGGCUG
This is a messenger RNA of Phialemonium atrogriseum, 2658 nucleotides long. RefSeq lists its product as uncharacterized. The coding region runs from base 151 to 2607 and encodes 818 amino acids. The transcript is spliced from 6 exons. The record is from RefSeq and is a predicted model, not a curated record. NCBI's taxonomy places the organism in Eukaryota, Fungi, Ascomycota, Sordariomycetes, Cephalothecales, Cephalothecaceae.